UCAGCAACUUAUAGCGGGACUGCGGCGGGCAUUCUGACACUCGAUGGGAAGUGAUUAACUGCCACUGACAUCCCCAGUGACACCAAUACAGUGAUCAGUGCUAAUAAAAAGCACUGACUAUGUACUAAUGACACUGAGCAGGAAGGGGUUAAUAUCUUGGCGAUCAAAGGAGUUAACAGUGUACUGUGUGUGUUUUACUAUGUGCACUGUGUUGUGUUUUACUUUGGAGACAUGCUUUUUUGUAUCUCUCUGCUGUGCAGAAAGAUACAAAACAUGUGUCCAUGUUUUUCAGGAGGGAGAUCUGUGUUGUUUAUACACUGGUCUUUCCCCUGUCUGCUUGCCAAAGAUUGCCGAGUGCCAGCCGGGAAUU
Molecule: messenger RNA, 370 nt
Organism: Staurois parvus
Lineage: Eukaryota; Metazoa; Chordata; Amphibia; Anura; Ranidae
Source: the annotation of a GenBank genome assembly